This is a messenger RNA of Dictyostelium discoideum AX4, 1431 nucleotides long. RefSeq lists its product as hypothetical. Lineage: Eukaryota; Evosea; Eumycetozoa; Dictyosteliales; Dictyosteliaceae. The coding region runs from base 1 to 1431 and encodes 476 amino acids. The transcript is spliced from 5 exons. The record is from RefSeq and is a predicted model, not a curated record.
AUGGCUUUAGUUUUACCAAUUUUUGCAACUGAAAAUACUUUAUUGGUUACCGAGAAUGAUUUAGGAAGAGGUUUUAGUGUUGACGAUAAUGGAGCAAAUGCUAAAAAGAGCAAUGUUUAUAUUUGCACUAAAGAAGAUAUGACAACAGUAAGAUCAAUAACAGACUCAAAUAAACUCACAUUAAUUAAUGAUCAAGAAUCAUUAACUUCUGCAUUAAAUGUUAGUGGUGAAUUAAGUUUAUCAUAUGGUCUUAUGUCAGGAAAAAUUAUGGGUGAAUAUUUAGAUACCAGUUCAUCAAAUUCUAAUAAAUUAACAUUCUUAUUUACAAGAAGAAAGGUAACAAAAAUUGUUGAACUUAAAUCUACUGCCAAAACUACAAAAGAGUUACAAGCAAUUAAUAAUAUUGAUUCCCUUAAAUCUAUUUAUGGUCUUUUUUAUAUUAGUAAAAUUGAAUAUGGUGCAAUUUUAGAUUUAAAAAUUACUAUUGAAUCAUCUGAUUCAAAAACUAUGAAUGAAUUAAAAGGUGAAUUAGAAGGAAAUGUUGAUAUUAAUAAACUUUCAAUUAAAGUUAAAGGUAAAAUGGAUAAAGAAGAUGGUUCAUCUAAAUCCAAAAUUAAUGUUACUUCAUCAGUUAGUAUGAGUGGAUGUAAAGAUUUAAAGAAAGUUCAUAUUCAAACUUUAGAUGAAGCCAAUCAAUUAAUUGGAGCAUUUGAAGUUGAUGAAGAAGCAUUAGUACCAGUUAGAAUGGAAAUUUCUCAAAUUCCAGCAAAUUUAACACCAUCACUUACAAUUGAUCCAAUUCAAUUCAAUCAUUAUAAGAAGAAAUUAUCAGAUGUUGGUAAAACUUAUUUAGAAUAUCAACAAAUGAUUUUACAAUUGGAUGUUUUUAAACAAUUAAUUCAACCAAUGUUAGAAGAUGAUGAUAAUGCUGAAUACAUUGAAGAUUUACAUCCAAAAGUUGUUGAAUUUAUUUCAUUACUUAAAUCAUCACAAGAUAAACUUAUUGGUUUUAUGCAAGGUUCAAUGAAUAAUAUUUUAACAAAUGAAAUUCCAGUUACUGAUGCAGAUGCAGAAUCUAAAAAAUCAAUUGCAAAACAAAUGAUUGGUUCAUCAUUUACAAAGACUGAUAGUGGUAGAUGGAAAGGUCCAACUGUUGGUGGAAUUCCAACAUAUAAAGGAACAUAUAAAUACAUUGAUGGCUCAGAAUAUGAAGGAUUAUGUUUAAAAGGUAAACGUCAUGGUAAUGGCAAAAUGACUUAUUAUGAUGGCAACCCAGAUGAUUUUAAAUCAAUUGAAGGCAAUUGGAAAAACGAUGAAGUUAAUUUCCCUUCAACAGUUACUUAUUCAAAUGAAAAACCAGUUGUGACUAUUACAGGUGCAAAAGAUUUAGCUAAAUGGAAUGAAACUCUUAAAAAGAAUGAAACUCAAUAA